This is a messenger RNA of Rhododendron vialii, 837 nucleotides long. RefSeq lists its product as uncharacterized. Gene Ontology annotation, biological process: regulation of DNA-templated transcription. The transcript is spliced from 3 exons. The record is from RefSeq and is a predicted model, not a curated record. The coding region runs from base 94 to 837 and encodes 247 amino acids. Lineage: Eukaryota; Viridiplantae; Streptophyta; Magnoliopsida; Ericales; Ericaceae.
CCUUGGCCUAUAUAUUCACACUUACUCUCAUUCACCACAUCCUCAUACUUUCCUCAACUUUCAUUUCAUUUUCAUAAUUCAUAGAAGAACAUUAUGGAUCAGUACAAUUUUUCAUUUUCGGAUAGUUGGUCAGUUGGGAACGAUGUUGCAAAUGAUGUUCCUUGUGGGGAGAGCAACUCCUACGUUGGGCGUGAUUACACAGCCGAAUUUACGACUGACCAGAUAUUUGAAACUAGAGCUAUCAUGUUAGAUUGGGUGUGGAGAGUUGGUAAGGAAAAUGGUUUUGUGAUUGUCAUAAGUAAAUCUGCUAGUAUAAAGGGCAACAAGAUGCCAAAGUGCAUUCUUAUUUGUGAAAGGGGAGGAUUGUACAAACCGCCACCGGAAGGGCAUUCAAUGCAAAGGAUUACUAGAACUAAAAAAUGUGAUUGCCCAUUUAAGCUGCGAGGUGUAGCACAACCUCCAGACGGUGUCAUGUGGGGUUUGAAGAUUGUUAGAGGUUUUCAUAACCAUGAACCGACUGAAAGUUUUAAGGACAUGAGUACCCGUCAAGUGAUUAUUGAUGCGACGUACAAGAGUAAUGAGUAUCGGAUACCACUCUUGAAAGUUGUGGGUAUCACAUCCACAAUGAAAACUUACUCCCUUAUAUUUGCAUAUUUAAGUAAUGAGACGAAAGAGCAACUAAUAUGGGCGUUGGAUACCUUAAAGAGAUGGAUGGUUGAAAAAGGUGCAGUGUUGCCAUCGGUGGUUGUUUCAUAUAGGGAUCUGGCGCUUCUUGGCGCCAUUGGAAUAUGUUUCCCCUUCGCACAGCACAUCCUUUGUAUUUGGCACAUAAACUAG